Molecule: messenger RNA, 198 nt
Organism: Heterobilharzia americana
Lineage: Eukaryota; Metazoa; Platyhelminthes; Trematoda; Strigeidida; Schistosomatidae
Source: the annotation of a GenBank genome assembly
AUGAAUCUUCUCGAGAUAAUGAAAUACUUCAAAAACAAAAUUUCUCCAAUCCAAUUAGAAGUAUAUUCGAGGGAACAACACCGACAUCAUCAUCAUCCUCAUCGUCAUAUCGAGAAGUAUUGCCAACAUCAUUACAUUCAGUAUUCACCACCAAGUAUACAACACCGGAGUUAUUUAAAUGGUGCGAAAAUAAGAUAA